Molecule: messenger RNA, 972 nt
Organism: Aureobasidium pullulans EXF-150
Lineage: Eukaryota; Fungi; Ascomycota; Dothideomycetes; Dothideales; Saccotheciaceae
Exons: 3
Coding region: 345-869 (174 amino acids)
Source: RefSeq, a predicted model, not a curated record
GUCAAGUGUCGCCACGUGCGCAAAAGAUGUAGAAGAAAGAUUAGAAACGGCAAACUAGGUCUGGCGAUACCUUGCCCGUUCGAGGCACAGGGCUCAACAGCCAGGCGAGGGCGCUGGCCAGCGGCAUGAUUAGCGUGUCAAGCGGUACAGAGGGGUCCGUCUGCGGCAUGAUUUACCAGGAAUAUGGACGCGAUUUGAGGAUCGCUAUUUCACGUCUUUGAUUCUUAAUGAAAGCAGGUUCCUUCCAUGUUCAAUCGUGCUUUGCAAGGUAGUGACGAGUGGGCCAGGCAGCGGAGUCUAGCACAAGAUUGACAACUCCUGAAUCUCCGCAUAUAGAUUUGAUCAUGUCGAACGACUUGUCCUCAACACAAAACCAAUCCUUCAGAUUCUCUACACACUCCGGCGCACCAUCAAUCCAACCGUCAAUCGCAAUGAGCACCUCUUCCACCGUCACCAACAACACGGCCGACGCCGGCUUCAAGCAGGAGGCAUACCAGAACUCGCCCUCGACGACCACCUAUGACACAGACAAGAUCGCCGUCAAUGAGCCUCGCGCAUCCAUGAGCACUGUCGGCUCGGCCGACCCGCGCACCCAAGACAUCAAGUCAUGGAAGGCAGGCUUCCAGCGCAUGUCGGAUGAGCGCCUCGAGAAGCAGCGUUACCAGCUCAGCGAGAAGAAGGACGACGAAAUCAACACCAUCGCCCUGGGCGCAAAGGUCGAGCGCGCACUUGGCAGAAGAAUGGUCGGACAGGACGCCCAGUUCACACGCAGAGAGUCGCUGUCUGCACAAACUCCAGUACAGCCCGCACAGGAACAGCAGGCCCCUGUCGAGCUGCCCGAGAAGAGAAGCGUCGAGAUUACUUCGUAAGAAGCGAAACAAUCGACAGGAUACUACAUGGACAGAAAAGCCGAACCAGUCAUUUGCAUGGAUUAAAUCCCGAGUCUGGAUGAGCGAAGGGAUUUUCUUUUGG